This is a messenger RNA of Dioscorea cayenensis subsp. rotundata (Guinea yam), 1112 nucleotides long. RefSeq names its product syntaxin-124-like. Gene Ontology annotation, cellular component: SNARE complex; plasma membrane; endomembrane system. The transcript is spliced from 2 exons. NCBI's taxonomy places the organism in Eukaryota, Viridiplantae, Streptophyta, Magnoliopsida, Dioscoreales, Dioscoreaceae. Gene Ontology annotation, molecular function: SNAP receptor activity; SNARE binding. Bases 250 to 1071 code for a protein of 273 amino acids. Gene Ontology annotation, biological process: exocytosis; intracellular protein transport; vesicle fusion. The record is from RefSeq and is a predicted model, not a curated record.
UUUUAUACAUGAAAAUUAAAUUAUUAUUUGGUUCUCUGUGGCUAUUCCAAAUGGCAAUCAACCAUGCAUGGCCAUGUCCCUUCCUCCCUGACCUUUUCCCCAAAACCCACUCAUCCCUACCAAACCUUUCAUCUUCUCCAUCAUUUUUCCCUUUAAUCUCUCCAUCAACCUCCAUUAACAACCUUAAAGAUCCUCUUAUCGUCUCAUUCAAUGCAUGCAUGACCCCUGUCCAAGUACCUUCUCAUCACCAUGAACAACCUCUUCUCUCCAACAUCACUCAAGAGAUACACUGACUUGAAAUGGCAAGCCCACGUAGAUGGCAUGCAGGAAUCCAUGCAUGAAUCCAUCAACCUUGAUGACUUCUUCAUGGACGUAAACAACAUCAACGUUGAUCUCCAAAACCUACAAUAUCUCCAUCUUCAACUCCACAAUACAAACCAAGAAGCUAAGACAGUGCUCAACAUGACCACCAUUAAAGAGCUCCGAGCUCAGAUGGACUUAGACGUCCGGCAAGUUAUACGUCAAGCUAAGACAGUGAAGAUGAAGCUUGAAGAGCUUGAUAAGGCCAACUUGGCUCACAGGAGACUUCCCGGCUGUGGGCCGGGGACACUUGCUGAGAGAACUAGAACUUCAGUUGUUGGAGGGUUGGGAUCAAAGCUUAAGAAGUUGAUGGAUGAGUUCCAAGAACUCAGGACAGAGAUGGUUGAUGAAGAAGUUAUUGAAAGGUUGACGACAAGAGAAGGAAGUGAGAGGUUUAUGAAGGAGGUGGUGAUGGAGGUGAAGGAGAGGAAUGAUGCAGUUAAGGAGAUGGAGAAGAGUUUGAAGGAGCUUGAACAGGUGUUCAUGGACAUGGCUGUGCUAGUUGGAGCUCAAGGGGAGAAGAUUGAUGAUAUCGAAAGCCACGUGGCACGUGCCAACUCGUUUGUGAGGAGGGGUGCUGGGGAGUUGCAGACUGCAAUGCAGUAUCAGAGGAAGUCUAGGAAGUGGACUUGCAUUGCUCUUCUUGUUGGCCUUGUUGUUCUUGCUUUGAUUCUUGUUCCAGUUAUUGUAAAUGUUUUGAGGAUGAGUUGAGAUGUUUUUUGUAAACAAUUUUAGUUAUUAAUUUGUUAAUC